This is a messenger RNA of Cryptococcus wingfieldii CBS 7118, 639 nucleotides long. RefSeq names its product H/ACA ribonucleoprotein complex subunit 1. Gene Ontology annotation, molecular function: box H/ACA snoRNA binding. NCBI's taxonomy places the organism in Eukaryota, Fungi, Basidiomycota, Tremellomycetes, Tremellales, Cryptococcaceae. The transcript is spliced from 4 exons. Gene Ontology annotation, biological process: ribosome biogenesis; snoRNA guided rRNA pseudouridine synthesis. Gene Ontology annotation, cellular component: box H/ACA snoRNP complex. The coding region runs from base 1 to 639 and encodes 212 amino acids. The record is from RefSeq and is a predicted model, not a curated record.
AUGAGCGGACGAGGAGGAUUCUCUAGGGGCGGUGGUGGUGGUGGAUUCAGCAGGGGCGGUGGUGGUGGUCGAGGCGGUGGCCGAGGUGGUGGUCGAGGCGGUUUCCAACAGAGGGACUUCGGACCUCCCGACACUGUCCUUGAGAUCGGUUCUUUCCAACACGACGUCGAGUCCGAGAUGCUCUGCUCCCUCGUGACCCCCACAAAAAUCCCCUACUUCAACGCCCCCAUUUACCUCCAAAACAAGACGCAAAUCGGCAAAGUCGACGAGAUCCUCGGUCCCAUCAACGAAGUCUACUUUACCGUCAAGAUGGACGCUGGUAUGCUCGCGAGCAGCUUCAAGAAGGAGGACAAGGUGUACAUCUCUGGAGAAAAGUUGCUGCCGAUAGAGAGGUUCUUGCCAAAGCCCAAGGUGGCUGGAGGAAAGGUCGCGAAGCGAGGCGGUGCGGCUGGCCGAGGUGCUCCCCGUGGUCGAGGUGGACCCCCAGGACGAGGUGGCCGAGGCGGUUUCUCCUCUCGAGGUGGUGGUGGUGGCUUCAGCGGUGGCCGUGGCGGCGGUAGGGGCGGUGGAUUCAGCGGUGGACGAGGUGGUGGUGCCCCCAGGGGUCGUGGUGGCUUUAGCAGGGGAAGGGGGCAAUGA